GAAAUUAUAUAAUAUAAGCUAGCUUGGUGAUAUAUAAUGUUGUACUUUCCAUUAUUAAUAACGAACCAUUCGGUUUCAUGAUACUAUACCAUCGGCAAGGAGAGAUGUUGGAGAGUUGACUGAGUUUAUGACAACAACACACGUUGUUGUUGUCGCUAAGCUAGCUAGCUAGCUACAUGCACCUAGCUAGCUAGCGGGAUUAUAUUGUUAAUUUACAGUUUACAAAACGUUGAUUUGAUUGAACGACUGCGAUCUAUUCAGUUACAAAAUUGCAUUAUUUGUCUUUGAUGUACAUUUGCUCCACAGAGUUUAGCCAACUAGCUAGCUAACGUUACUGUACACGUGAAGACUACCUAAUAUGGGUCGCCGCAAGUCSAAGAGAAAGCCCCCUCCAAAGAAGAAGCUUACUGGAAAUUUGGACACUCAAUUCACCUGUCCAUUCUGCAAUCACGAAAAGUCAUGUGAUGUGAAAAUGGAUCUGUCAGAGCCUGUGGACGUGUACAGUGAUUGGAUAGACGCUUGUGAAGCAGCCAAUCAGUAGCCCAGGCUCACCGGGGCGGAAGACCUCACGUUGGAACAGGAAGCUGAUUUAGCGGUGGCUCUCGUCUGUUUCUCACCAAUCACUGCCAGUCUUCAGCCCAAGAUAAUGAUCCCGUUCCAGGCUGACUACAUUGCAGACGUUGCAUUGCAUCAACCAAUAGUUGCGUGCCACGUCAUCAACUGCAGUUGGGCAUCAUAUUGCUAUGUCAUGUGGUUAGCUGAUAUGUGAACCAACUAUCCAGACGUUGUGAGAUCUGGCAGAUGCCUGCAAAUGUAGUCAGCCUGGUYAGCAACCUCUGACCUUUACCUCACAUCUCCCACACUAGUGACCUGGCGUCCACCGAGACUGUCRGGCYUAGCCAUAGUUCAGUCCAGAGCCCUGUAUAGGUUACGCCUCAAAUGGCACCCCAUUCCCUAUGUAGGGCACUACUUUUGACCAGCUCCCGUAGGGCUCGGGUGGGAAAUAGUGCACAAUGUAGGGAAUAGGGUUCCGUUUGGGAUGUGACCUUAGAGGUAUAUAUGACUCUGGUUAAGUCAACCUAUUCCCCUACUCACCAUUUUAAUUAAUACAGACUUCAUUUUACAAGCGGUCAGUUGUCAUGGCUCCUAGUUUACUGGUAGGAUUAUACAGUUAGUAGCUGCUCUUGGGUUAGUUUGUACUCUCCCCUGUGUCCAGUUCUUCUAGAGAUACACAACACCACAGUGMACAGCAACACCACAGUGUUGGGUCAUUCCAUUGGGGUGUAUURGGUGUAACUCUGAGUGUGUUUUAUGCGGAGUAACUCUUCAUGCAAACUAGUGGGGUGUUCCAGAAAGCAGGAUUGUUAAGUUAGCCAGCUAACUUUGAUAUGCAGUUAAAUAUAUCCUUAUUUUAUAUUUAGAAAGUUAAACUUGAAUAUGGGUUGUUGUUGGUUGUCAAGUCAAUUAUACCAUGAUGAUUUUUUUGGGGGACUGUUAGCUGGCUAAGUCAUUGAUCCUGCUUUCUGGAACAGUCUAAACUCAAGUGGUUUAUGAAAUAUUUUCUAUGAAUAUCCCAGGUCCUUUUUCUCAAUGUGAAAAUGGUUACGGUAUCUCCCUGAAGACAUGUUGCACCAUUCCUUUGURAGAGAAAUGUACUAAAAGGGAGAGGUAGGAUGGUACAACAGUAGGUCCAAAUUACUAUUAUUGAUUUGAUUAUUUUAGUUUUUCAAAUGAUAAGAAAAUUGGCAAGAUGUUGCAAUUGGUUGCCCUUUGUAAUAUUGUGAUGAUUUUUAUUUUCAAUGUGACAAAUUAAAAAGUGUUGUAUUUUGACACCCACAA
Molecule: messenger RNA, 1839 nt
Organism: Salvelinus sp. IW2-2015
Lineage: Eukaryota; Metazoa; Chordata; Actinopteri; Salmoniformes; Salmonidae
Source: RefSeq, a predicted model, not a curated record